Molecule: messenger RNA, 918 nt
Organism: Brettanomyces bruxellensis
Lineage: Eukaryota; Fungi; Ascomycota; Pichiomycetes; Pichiales; Pichiaceae
Exons: 1
Coding region: 1-918 (305 amino acids)
Source: RefSeq, a predicted model, not a curated record
AUGCCAUGCCACAACAUUAAGAAAUUUAGAAUAGUUCUGCUGGAUCUGAACAAGUCGAUCUGUGAUGCCUGGACCAAGAGUGUUCAUGAUUUCAACAAAACAGCAUACUCAACAAAAAACCUCGUUUGGUUUGAUGUUCCAGUAGAAAUUCACGUUCAUAAUGGGUCAUUUGCGAGUUUGGCAGAGGAGCUAAAGUUGCAGCCAACACUUAAAUGUGAGGGACAGCAUGGAUAUCACCAACAAAUUUCGAGGAACUAUGCGACAACAACAAUUCUUUCUCCUGGUAACUCAAUUGGGUACAUGGGGGGAGGAUUCGAUAAAGCAUUGGCCAAUCUUUUUAGUCACGGCAAUUUCGGCUGGAAACACACGGAGAAGCACGUGCAAAGCCAGCUAUUGGACCUCUAUAAGGGUUAUUUAACUCCAGAGAAUGCCAACCUGAUCGAAUUUUCCACUGACAGCUUUUAUUGCGAUUCCAAGGCUUGGAAUACACUUAGUGCCAAUUCCAUUCUUCAUAUGCCUACCAUGAGGGUUCCUAGACCGCUAACAACGGCUACCAGUGUGAUUGAACAAUAUCGGUAUGUGUUUGACUGCACAUGGGAACUUUUAAGUACGGUUAAUAAGGCCAACAUUGAAACUUUGAAGUGGGAAGAUGACAGACAUGCUGUGAUCAACACGAUGGUACUAACUGGAAUUGGAACAGGAUAUGGAGGAAUUCCGGUGCAGAUUGUUGGAAAAGCAAUGGUUGCUGCAAUUGUAAUUUUCACGAAUCAUGCACUCCUCCGAAUACAGAAGAGUAUUUACUGUUUGAAAUUCUUACGGGAAGACUACGAGAAACUCAUCAAAGCCGAUGAUCUGAACGUUCGGAUAAACACCGACAAGUACGAUCCUGAAAUUGACUCGCUUGAUAAACUUUUUUAG